This is a messenger RNA of Chionomys nivalis (European snow vole), 1612 nucleotides long. It is a transcript of the gene Depdc7, whose product is annotated as DEP domain containing 7. The transcript is spliced from 9 exons. The coding region runs from base 35 to 1558 and encodes 507 amino acids. NCBI's taxonomy places the organism in Eukaryota, Metazoa, Chordata, Mammalia, Rodentia, Cricetidae. Gene Ontology annotation, biological process: intracellular signal transduction. The record is from RefSeq and is a predicted model, not a curated record.
CGGAGCGGACGGCGGUGUUUCUCCCGCCGCGGUCAUGGCCACGGUUCGGGAGAAGGCGGCGGCGUUGGACUUGUCGGCUCUGCACAGCCCCGCGCAGAGACCUCCGGGUUUCAGUGUGGCCCAAAAGCCAUUUGGAGCCACGUAUGUGUGGAGCAGCAUUAUAAAUACCCUGCAAACCCAAGUGGAAGUGAAGAAACGGCGGCACCACUUAAAACGGCACAAUGACUGCUUCGUGGGCUCAGAAGCUGUGGACGUCAUUUACUCUCACUUAACUCAAAAUAAGUUCUUUGGUGAUGUCGAUAUUCCUCGGGCCAAAGUGGUGAGAGUAUGCCAGGCUCUUAUGGACUACAAAGUAUUUGAAGCAGUUCCAACCAGGGUCUUCGGAAAGGACAGAAAGCCUGCAUUUGAGGACAGCAGUUGCAGCCUUUACAGGUUCACAACAAUCCCUAACCAGAGCAACGAGAACAGCACAUACUCACCUUCCAGGUACUCAGAUACAUUAUUUAAGUCACCUGAUAUCAAGUCGGACAGUUUGGAGGACCUGUGGGAAAAUCUGAGUUUAAAGCCUGCCAACUCCCCUCGUAUAAAUACCUCUACCAGGCUGUCUCCUCAAGUUAUUAACGAGGUAUGGAAAGAAGAGACAAUAGGACGUCUGCUACAACUUGUUGACCUUCCCUUUCUGGACUCCUUACUCAAGCAGCAAGAGGAUGUACCUAAAGUCCCUCAGCUCAAGAGACAACCUGACAUGGUCAACACCAGUAACUAUCUGGACCGAGGGAUUCUCAGGGCCUAUGGUGACUCUCAGGCAGAUGAAUGGAUCUCUGCGGCCAUUGACUGCUUGGAGUACCUUCCCGACCAGAUGGUUGUGGACAUAAGCAGAAAUUUUCCUGAGCAACCAGACAGAACAGACUUAGUGAAGGAACUUUUGUUCAACGCUCUCAGCAAAUAUUAUAGUACCAGGGACCCCCUGCUAAACCACCUGGGUGAUGUUCACAAUGGAAUAGCAGAACUCCUAGUAAAUGGGAAGACAGAAAUAGCAUUAGAAGCUACUCAGCUGUUUCUGAAGCUUCUGGAUUCCCAAAAUAGAGAAGAAUUUAGAAGACUGCUUUACUUCAUGGCUGUGGCGGCACAUCCUUCUGAAUUUAAAUUACAGGAAGAAAGUGACAACCGGAUGGUUGUGAAGAGGGUAUUCUCAAAAGCUAUUGUCAACAAUAAAAACUUAUCCAAAGGUAAAACCGAUCUUCUUGUACUCUUCUUAAUGGAUCACCAAGAAGAUGUUUUCAAGAUUCCUGGGACUCUACAUAAAAUUGUUAGUGUUAAACUUCUGGCCAUACAAAAAGGAAGCGAUCCUAAUAAAGACACAGGCUAUAUUUAUUGCCAGAGAAUUGAGGAAAGUGACUAUGCUAGCAGUAUGCAGAAGAAAACCAAAGACGAACUGUUGAACUUACUAAAGACUAUUAAUGAGGACUCACGACUCUCUGCCAAGGAGAGAAAGAAGCUGCUAGGCCAGCUCCGCAAGUGUCACCCAGAUAUCUUCACUGAGUAUUUUGGAGACUGAGUUCCUAAUGUCUGUAUAUAUGUUCACUGUUUAUUUUAAGAGCAAAAAGUUUGG